This is a messenger RNA of Lacerta agilis (Sand lizard), 1210 nucleotides long. Its product is annotated as retinol dehydrogenase 11-like. Lineage: Eukaryota; Metazoa; Chordata; Lepidosauria; Squamata; Lacertidae. The record is from RefSeq and is a predicted model, not a curated record. The coding region runs from base 104 to 1102 and encodes 332 amino acids. The transcript has 6 exons.
GGAGCGGAGCGCCUAGGCGGAGCGCCCCUGGGAGGAAUAGCUGCAGAGAACAGCAGCCGGGCACCAGAACCUGCUCUGUCUCGGGGAGACGCACGGGGCCCCCAUGGAGCUGCUCGCCCUCUUUUGGCACCCUGUCUGGGUCCCUUGCACCCUGUUCCUGUCCGCGGUGCUCUGGGCAAGGAGGGGAGCGUGGAGACCUGCGGCUUGUCCCGUGGACCUGCGUGGCAAAACCGCCGUGGUCACUGGGGCCAACAGUGGGAUUGGCAAGUGCGUGGCUCUGGAGCUGGCGCGCAGGAAUGCCCGGACCAUCCUGGCGUGCCGCAGCCGAGAGAGAGGGGAGGCAGCCGUGGAGGAGAUCCGCAGAGCCACGGGGAACCCCGACGUCCACCUGCGCAUCCUGGACACCAGCUCCAUGGCGUCGGUGAGGAACUUCGCCAGGCAGUUCCUGCAGGAAGAGAGGCAGCUGCACAUCCUGGUCAACAACGCCGGGAGCGCAGGUUUGCCGUUCGAGGUCACCUCCGAGGGACUGAGCCUGAUGUUUGCCACCAACUACCUGGGCCACUUCCUGCUCACCAACUUGCUUCUAGAUGCCAUGAAGUCUUCGGCCCCUUCGCGCAUCGUCAAUGUCUCCUCCUUCCGACACCACAAGGGGAAGGUGAACGUCCAUUUCCUGAGCGGAAAGGAGCAGCCCAAGAACUUCGACAAGGGCUAUUGCAGCACCAAGCUCAUGAACGUCCUCUUCACGGUGGAGCUGGCCCGGAGGCUGCAGGGGACGGGAGUGACUGUCAAUGCUCUGAACCCAGGCCUCGUCCGCACGGAGAUCAUGCAGAACUACAGCUGGUGUGCUCGCCUCUUAUUCCAUGUCAUGGGCAUCCUCUUCUUCAAGUCGCCAACGCAGGGCUCCUUCAGCACCACAUACUGCGCUGUGUCCGAAGAAGUGGAGGGCAUCUCUGGCAAGUACUUUGACAGCGACUGCAGCCUGGCAUCGCCCUCGCCCCUCGCCCGAGACCCCACCAUCGGCCGCAAACUCUGGGAGGCUUCGGAGAAGCUGGUGGGCCUGGAUGAUGGCGGAAGGGAGACUGCCAGCCGCAAGGUGGCCUAGGCCGGCCUGCAAGAAGGAAACAGGGAUUCACGCUGCUCCCUGGGGUGCCAGAGCAGGAAUCAUGUCUGCCAGCAACGCUCCAGUUUUUUCCUCACCUGGGCCAGGUUC